AUGGCCUCAACGUCAUACGAUUGGACCGAGUUCGUGCUGGCCGAUAUCCAGCCUUCAAAAGCCGUCCUGACGAAACAAGCAAUUUACAAUUUGGAAGUCACUUUCAAGGUCAAAUCAGCAGAGGAUUUUCAAGAGAUAUAUAUCGGAUUUGACGCAUUAAGCGAGGGCUACGCGGCGCUAGUGAAUUUUUCUAUAUACUGCAAUGAUAAGCUGGUUUUCGAGAAAGAGCGCGCGUUAUGGUGCCCUGAAACCACGUCAAAGGAACCCAGAGAAGGGCUGAAAACGAAGUAUUGCGUUUUCUACGGGAAAUCGGCAUAUAAGGAGGGGAAUUCGAUGAAGUUAAAGGUUCGCGCCUUGGAGAUGUUGCCCAUAGUGGACACGGCGGUCAAGAAUGGAUUCCGGAAUUUUUUGGUGAAAUGCGGCACGCAUAAAUUCUACGUGAACGUGGCGCUGCUUAUGGAUUAUGAGGGCAUCGUAUUUGAGAGCUGGAAGAAGAAUCAGGACGAGGGAUUGGAAGAAGCGGUGAUCCCCGAUGACCCGUCCGUCAGGAAUUUUCUAAAUUCAUUUCUGCGCUAUGACAAGCUGUUGAUACACAGUGGAAAUUGGCUGGAUGUUUGCCAGCACGCUUCAUUCGUCAAGUCGACCAAGAUUUUGCGAGCGGUCGAGCAGUUCCUGAUCGACCUCAAAACGAUGCACCCGAUGAAAAAGCUGGAAAUUGCGGCCGACCUGAAGUUCAGCCGACUUUUCAUGCAAGCGCGGACAGAGUUGGGGCGCCCACCAGUGGCCAAUAGAACGAUGAUGGAUUACGCGCACGAGACGGGCUUCUCGCUCGACCACAUCCACCCAACCGUCCAAAAGCUGCGCAUCGUCACGCCCGACUAUUUGGUGUAUUUG
Molecule: messenger RNA, 894 nt
Organism: Mesorhabditis spiculigera
Lineage: Eukaryota; Metazoa; Nematoda; Chromadorea; Rhabditida; Rhabditidae
Source: the annotation of a GenBank genome assembly